AUGAAAUUCUCGCAUUCUUUGCAGUUUAAUGCUGUCCCUGAGUGGUCUUCCAAGUAUAUUGCUUAUUCACAUUUGAAAAAACUAAUCUAUGCCCUGCAGAAGGAUAAGCUGUAUUCAUCUGUGCCAGCAGUGACGAUAGAACCGGAGACGCGGCCGUUGUUGUCAGGCGCCGCUUCUCACGAUGUGUAUGUGAACCGCUUCAUAUCGGCGUUGGAAGUUGAGCUGAGGAAAAUCGACAAGUUCUUCAAGUCGCAGGAGACUGGGUUGAUUGCGAACUAUAAUGAAUUGAAGGAUGACGUGGAGGAGUUUGAACAGGAUGUGUUGCACAAUCGUGUGGGGUCUCUUAGCGACGCCGUGCCUUCUCAGAUCAGAAAGAAACCGUCUCGUCGUUUUAGCGGCGGGUCCCUCGGGCGUGGUGAGGAGGUCGAUGACGAUGACGAAGAGGACGAUGACGGUCGCGAGCAGGAUAUGGGAAGUUAUCUGAGACGUCUACGGUCGAGAUCGCGCUCCGUAUCGUCGGCUCCCAAUGACUCGGAGAUAGAAAUAUACCAGUCCAGAUCAAGAGCUACAAACGACACUUCGAAUUUUGUGUCGCCCGUCAUGGAGAGGAAGAUUACCCUUAAGAAGCGGCUAGUAGCUAUUUACAUGCAACUCUCAGAGCUAAAGAGUUUCAUCGAGCUCAAUCGCACGGGUUUCUCCAAGAUCUGCAAAAAAUUCGAUAAAUCGCUCGACACAAAUAUUAAGAGCGAGUAUCUGUCGUAUAUCGAGAAGAAUUCACACGUUUUCAAUCCUUCCACUAUUAAGAGAAUACAGUUAUGUAUCACCGAAACAACGAUCACAUACGCCCAGCUCUCGCAGAACAGGUUUCCUUUUCCCGCCCCUGGUACUGAAGACGAGCUGUUGGACCUUGAGUCCGCAGAGAGAGAGUUAUCUUCUCAUUUGAGAGAACACGUCGUCUGGGAAAGAAAUACUGUGUGGAAGGACAUGAUUAAUUUGGAGAGAAAAGCUCAAAAUGUGAAGACAGAGAGUAAGAAUUUGUCGACCAUCUCGAAACGAUACCAUGUCAAAGAAAUUGAUGACAACGGAAAUGUGACAAUUAAAGCAGAGUCGUUGGCUCAAGAGGUUCCCUUACCUCGCACUUUCAGUGAUCUCCUGCGUUCGAACCCUUUGCAGCUUCUAGGACUUUGUCUCAGCUCACCGGCUUUGAUCAAGAUUACUGCUAUACUCAUGUGCUUUUUGACUCUUUUAGUAUGCUCACCUUUCGAAGAUGUCAUGCAGAAGAAUUGCUUCGCGAUUUUGGUCUUUGCAUCUCUGCUUUGGGCUACGGAAGCUAUUCCCUUGUUCGUCACAUCGUUGUUAAUUCCAUUGCUUAUCGUGGUGCUGCCGGUUCUUAAGGACAGCAAGGCUGACGGCGGUUUAAUGGAACCCAUUCAAGCUUCUCAGUUUAUUUUGUCAACAAUGUGGUCUAGCGUCAUUAUGUUACUUUUGGGUGGAUUCACAUUAGCUGCUGCAUUGUCGAAAUACAACGUGGCUAAGGUUUUGUCCACGUAUAUUCUCAGCUCAGCUGGAACCAAUCCAAAGAUUAUUCUUUUGACGAAUAUGGGCGUCGCAUUAUUUGCAUCAAUGUGGGUUUCAAACGUUGCAGCCCCAGUACUGUGUUAUUCCAUCAUUCAGCCACUCCUACGUACUUUGCCAAGGCACAGUUCAUAUGCAAAGGCGCUGAUUCUCGGUAUAGCUCUUGCUUCAAACAUUGGAGGCAUGGCUUCGCCGAUCGCCUCGCCCCAAAACAUCUUCUCAAUAGGUCUGAUGGAUCCACAGCCAUCUUGGGGCGAGUGGUUCAUGAUCACUAUACCUGUAUGUCUGGUUUGCGUUGUGUGUAUCUGGAUUCUGUUGAUGAUCACUUUCCCCCUGGACCCUUCCUUAAAACUUCUUCAGCUACACCCAUUGAAGGAUCCUUUCACUUUACAACAAUGGUUUGUCACCAUAGUAUCCUUAGGCACCAUAAUACUCUGGUGCUUAUCCAACAGACUAACAGGGAUUUUUGGCGAAAUGGGUAUCAUCUCCAUCAUACCGCUGGUAAUAUUUUUCGGUUCAGGAUUAUUGACGUCUGAGGACUUCAAUAAUUUCAUGUGGACAAUAGUUAUCCUUGCCAUGGGCGGCACCACUCUAGGUAAGGCAGUGACUUCUUCAGGUCUUCUAAGCACAAUGGCUACCAUCAUCAAAGAAAACGUGGAAGAUAAACCUGUCUUUGUCAUUGUUCUGAUCUUUGGAUUGGUGAUCCUCGCAAUGGCAACUUUCGUGUCACAUACAGUUGCAGCUAUGAUCAUCGUUCCUUUAAUGAGCGAAAUUGGUUCCAACUUGCCCUCGGGUGAUCAUUCAAGACUAUUAAUCAUGGUCGCUUGUCUACUUUGCUCGGGCGCUAUGGGUCUGCCUACAUCUGGUUUCCCAAAUGUGACUGCCAUUUCCAUGAUCGAUGAGGUCGGGGACCGUUAUCUGACCGUAGGAUCAUUCAUCACACGCGGCGUUCCUUCGAGUUUCAUAGCCUAUCUGGUCGUCGUAUCUUUAGGGUAUGGCUUGAUGAAAACAUUCGGAUACUAA
Molecule: messenger RNA, 2598 nt
Organism: Torulaspora globosa
Lineage: Eukaryota; Fungi; Ascomycota; Saccharomycetes; Saccharomycetales; Saccharomycetaceae
Gene: PHO91
Product: Pho91p
Exons: 1
Coding region: 1-2598 (865 amino acids)
Biological process (GO): phosphate ion transport; monoatomic anion transmembrane transport; polyphosphate metabolic process
Cellular component (GO): membrane
Molecular function (GO): phosphate transmembrane transporter activity
Source: RefSeq, a predicted model, not a curated record